GUUCAACAAGAAAAUUAUCUAGCAAAAAAAAAAAAGGUAUUGAAGAAGAGAGGAAGCAAGACAGUGAAAGAAAAUGGUGUUGAGUGCGACGGCGAUCGGAGCAUUAUUGGGGCUGGGCACCCAAAUGUACUCUAAUGCCCUCCGCAAACUGCCCUACAUGCGCCAUCCAUGGGAGCACGUUAUCGGAAUGGGAUUAGGAUCAAUUUUUGUUAAUCAGCUAGUCAAAUGGGAUGCUCAGCUCCAAGUAGACCUCGAUAAGAUGCUCGAUAAAGCCAAAGCCGCUAACGAACGCCGCUACUUCGAUUUAAAGUUCAAUUUGUUUUUUCGGCAGAUGAAGAUGACAAUUAGCGCUACUGGUGGAUAGAGCAUCUUCCUUACAAGACGAUCUUGUUUUCCAAAAUGUUUGGGCUCUGAUUAGUUUUUACUAUGAGCUGGACGCAUUUCAUGUGUUAUUUUAUUUUUGUUUUCCAAUUCUCUGCUUGUAAGAUAGAUAGAACUUUUGUAACUUUUACAUUAUGGGGGGAGUUGCACAUUUCACAAUAAUUUGAAAUUGAAUGUUUUCUCUGCUGAAA
This is a messenger RNA of Mercurialis annua (annual mercury), 572 nucleotides long. RefSeq lists its product as uncharacterized. Lineage: Eukaryota; Viridiplantae; Streptophyta; Magnoliopsida; Malpighiales; Euphorbiaceae. The record is from RefSeq and is a predicted model, not a curated record. The coding region runs from base 74 to 364 and encodes 96 amino acids. The transcript has 3 exons.